GAGAGGCUGACUGCCAUUUUACACUGGAGCUGCUACAUGUCCUAAGUGAUACCACACAACUUACUCAUCUUUACACAAGUCAACGUGUUUGUUUUAAGCAGACGUGCUGCGUGGACAGCGGCACACUGUGGCCACGCAUCCACUGCGACCUCUUGUUUUCACCACACCAGCCAAUUUAACAGUGGCGUGAAAUAACCACGGUAGUAGCACAAGGCCCUGGAUGGAUAGUCUGGACCCUGAAACCCUCUAUGUGUCCCCAGAGCAGGCUGGACAUCCCCCACUCCCCCUCCCGACCUUGGAAAUCUCUGACGUGGCACUGGUGGGUGGAAAGAAGAUGAAUGGGUCUCUGGACCACCCUGACCAACCAGAUGUUGAUGCGAUUAAGAUGUUCGUGGGACAGAUUCCACGGUCCUGGUCCGAGGAGCAGCUUCGUGAGCUGUUUGAGCCUUAUGGAGCUGUCUAUGAGAUUAAUGUUCUUCGAGACCGUAGCCAGAACCCGCCACAGAGCAAAGGCUGCUGUUUUAUAACGUACUAUACUCGCAAAUCAGCCUUGGAAGCACAGAAUGCUCUGCACAACAUGAAGAUUCUCCCAGGGAUGCACCACCCAAUCCAAAUGAAGCCUGCUGACAGUGAGAAGAACAACGCGGUGGAGGACAGGAAGCUGUUUAUUGGAAUGAUCUCUAAGAAGUGUAAUGAGAACGACAUCCGACUGAUGUUCUCACCAUACGGACAGAUAGAGGAGUGCCGAAUACUGCGAGGCCCUGAUGGACUCAGUCGUGGUUGUGCGUUUGUGACAUUCACAGCAAGACAAAUGGCACAGUCAGCCAUCAAAUCCAUGCACCAGUCUCAGACCAUGGAGGUAAACUUCAACCUCACACUUUGUGGCUGCUCAUCACCCAUCGUGGUGAAGUUUGCAGACACUCAGAAGGACAAGGAGCAGAAGCGCAUGGCCCAACAGCUGCAGCAACAGAUGCAGCAACUCAGUGCUGCCUCCAUGUGGGGGAACCUCACUGGGCUCAACAGCCUGGGGCCACAGUACCUAGCAAUCUACUUACAGUUGCUGCAGCAGUCAGCCUCCACAGGGAAUGCACUCAACAACCUGCACCCUGUUUCAGGUCUUAAUGCCAUACAGAACCUGGCUGCUUUAGCAGCAGCAGCAACUGCCACACAGGCCACGCCCACAGGCUCCAGCGCCAUGACAACAUCUAGUAGCCCACUAAGUGCACUAACAAGCUCAGGCUCCUCUCCUACCUCCAGCAGCAACUCCUCAGUGAACCCUAUGUCUUCUUUGGGUGCUCUGCAGUCUCUCGCUGCUGGUGCUGGAGCUGGCCUCAACAUGGGCUCCCUGGCAGGCAUGGCGGCACUAAAUGGCAGCCUUGGCUCCGGAGGCCUGUCUAAUGGCUCAGGAAGCACCAUGGAGGCCCUGAGCCAGGCCUACUCCGGCAUCCAGCAGUAUGCUGCUGCCGCUGCCCUCCCCAGUUUGUACAACCAGAGUCUGCUGCCCCAGCAAAGUGUGUCAGCUGCAGGCAGCCAGAAAGAAGGACCAGAAGGCGCCAACCUCUUCAUUUACCACCUGCCCCAGGAGUUUGGAGACCAGGAUUUGCUCCAGAUGUUUAUGCCCUUUGGAAACGUCAUCUCUGCUAAAGUCUUCAUUGACAAACAGACAAACCUCAGCAAGUGCUUUGGCUUUGUGAGCUAUGACAACCCGGUGUCAUCACAGGCAGCCAUCCAGUCAAUGAAUGGUUUCCAGAUCGGUAUGAAGAGGUUGAAGGUGCAGCUGAAGCGCUCAAAGAAUGACAGCAAGCCCUACUAAUGGUGCUGAGGCACUGCAGAGUUAGUUAGGCAGGGUGGUGUUAUGGUAAGUGGAGUAUGAAUAACCAAGACUGGUCCACAGAAACUUGUCUGUGCAUUACAGUGUGGUGUCUGCUGCGCUGCCUCUCCUGGUCAUUGUACCGUGUCCAGGCAAAGACACACAUGAAGCUACAUGCAAGAGAGUUUGGGCUAGACUGGAUUCUUCCUGUGUUCUGUUGUGGUUUAUGCACUUUGUUUUCAUUUUAACAAAUGAGAGAAACAGGUGUAUUUUAAUUUAAGUUGAAAUGUUAUCAGUUUGCUGUGGUAUAUAAUAAAUAUAUGAGUUAUUUGUUAGGAUAUGUUGCACUUUGACAGUCAGGUGCCAAACCCAUGUGCUUUUUUACUUCCUGUUCCCCCUGCACUCCACCACCACCCAGGCUCAGCUUAAAGCUCCUUCACACAGGAGCUACAUCAGAUUAGAAAACAGAAGUCCUCACAUUUCUUUUACAAACCAAAUGUGUGGUUUCCCUUCUGUAUUAGGCAUCUGUAUUAUCUCUUAACAUUGAAACCGUGUAUGUGAUCUACAUCUAAAUUCGUAGUGAGGUACAGAGGCUCAGAUUGUUCUUAAGGAGGAGCUCCACUAACACAUGCAGACAUAUGGACGCAUUUGUCCUCAAGCAGUGUGUGCGUCUUUGGUAGUGACAACAUAUCCUUCAUCAGUGACUGCUGUGACAGUUGGGCUGUAAGCAGCCCGUUCUUUUUCUCUGGUGUUUCAACUGAGCUAAAAUGAUUGAGGUCAGGCUUACAUCCUCCUGUAACCUCCCUGAUAGAAGGAGAGAAGCUUGAUGGCCUCUGUUAACAGUCAAAUCUUAAAAUGACACAUUAAUGCUAGUCUAUAUCUGAAGUGUCUGGCAGCUGUUGCAUGGCUUACACUAAUCAAGUAGCCUCAGGUAGAUGAGCACACGUCUGCGUUUAGGUUUUGUUGUCUAUAAACAUUGGCUGGAAUUGACAGAAAUAUUAUACUUCUGUUCCCCAGUGUGUUUUCUUUUAGUUUACAACUUUUCUAAUGCAGCUGAUAUAGCAUGUGUGAGUAAUCUAACCCCAGCAUGUUUUGGUGGUGCUCCUUCUGUGCUGCUGCACUCUGAGUGACUCAGAUAAAUAUGAGUCUGUCUAAUGGAGAUUCAAAGCCUCAACGAAAUACAUUUUCUGGUUAUAGUUUGUUUCCACUUUGAAAUCAGGGGAUUUUUUAAAGAUUCAUCGCACCCCUACCUACUGUCCUGCUAGUUAGCGGCCAGCUAAUCUACAGAGGGCUACUUCACUAUGUCGCUCACUGGAUCUCUUCUUUGAUUGGAGAACUCAUAUAAAUGUAAAAUUACUCAAGACAAACAUGUUAGACGCUUAGACUUCCAUUAAAUCAUGUGUAAGUGCUUGUGUGUGUGUGUGUGUGCGUGCGUGCGUGUGUGAGUUUUUUUUAAAUAGAACUAGUUGGCAAGACAAUUGUUGAGAUGUAUAUUUAAACUAUUUUGCCUUUUCUAUUUUUAUAUAGGUUUUAUACUUCCCCUGUGUGUUGGGGAACUAUUUAUUGCCUAAAUUAUUUAUCUGAAUAGAAAUUAUUUUGAAAGACAAAUGUGAAGUCCAACAAACUCCACUUGAUCUCCUGGUGUGUGUCCUCUCUUUGCCUGUUCAGCGUUGUUUUCUUUUUGGUGAUGUUUACUAUGUGUCAGUGUGGCAUGGACUGUGUGUGUAGGAUCCAUCAGUGCUGCUACAGACUUCAUAGAACCCCUUCUCUGUCAUACAUGCCUCCAUCUGAAUAAAUAUUUGCCAAAAAAUAACACAGGGAGCAUAGUUUAUUAUAUAAGUCCAUUUUAAUAUGUGCCUGUUGGUCCUGUCUUUCUAUAUACAUAUAUAGCCAUCCAAUAUGUGACAUCAACAAAUGUGCACCAAUACAUGGCUGUUUUUCUAAUGUAAGAACUAGUUUUAAUCCAAGUCUGAGUCUUCUGCAGUGAGACAUUCAGAGAACAUGUGAUUGAGGUCUGACCAGGGCACUCAGUCACAAGGUCAUUCAUGUAAAAGCAGCUGCAGGUCACCAUAUUGUGUGUAAUGUUGUCCCGUUCACUUAAUGUUGUGUUAUUUUUGGGAAUUUCUUAGUAUAUUGUAAAAUGUAUAAACAGGAUUCUUACUAUUGCACAAAAAUCAUGAUGUGUCAGGGUGGUCAUAUCUAAUCUAUCGCUGUGUUGUGCUUUACGACUUGUUUGAUUCUAUGUGUAUUUUUGAAUAUUAAGCCAAAAAAAUGCUUUAUUUAUGCACCGUGAAGUAUUAAACCAGUCCAUAGUGGUCAAUGAUGGGGUCAUGGCAUCAUGACCCACUAGUCCAUCACGUGAACUGGACCACUGAAAUUUUUUUUUGCGGGGUUGAAAUAAUGAAAGCUCGACAAGACCCCCAUGAUUUGUCAGGAAAUGCUGCUUACAUCAUGAUGAGUGCUGCAGAUAAAUGGAUGUUACACUAAUUGCACUGGUGGUGUGAAUUGUAAGUUACCAAUAACCUUAGUUCACCUUCUGUCUCUACUGUAUAUGGUUAGAGCAUCUCAUCUUUAGAAGAUGCUGCCUCUCCAGCAAGGAUACAGCCCCUUACCUGAGACAUUACUGCCUUAAAAUGUUAUGCACAUGAGAGGUGCAGGAAAAAUAUACUUUUUAAAUUUUUAAACCAAAGUCAAAAAGAUUCAAUUAAAAACCAAAACUCACAAUGUGUCAGUCCGUCUCUCAAUACUGUACAAUUCUCAGCCUCCAAGUCCUCCAAGUGUUGAAAUGAAGUUGUAAUCAAACAGGAGGAAAAAGGGUUUUUGAUUGAAACUAUUUUCCACAUUAGGAGGAUUAGUGACUAUAUGAGGUGUGUGUGUGUGUGUGUGUGUGUGUGUGUGUGUGUGUGUGUGUGUGUGUGUGUGUGUGUGUGUGUGUGUGUGUGUGUGUGUGUGUGUGUGUGUGUGUGUGUGUGUGUGUGUGUGUGUGUGUGUGUGUGUGUGUGUGAGAAGCAGGAGUCCAAUAUAUCAGCAAAUGGAUUAUGACAAACAUCCCUGUGUAAACGGAAAGAUGAAACUAACUUCAUAUCAUGUAUGCCAUGCACAACAGAUCUGUUUUGGCUUCAGCCAUUGCCAUUAGUUUCCAUUCAUUUCUGUUUGGCAUAAACAUGUUAUUUCGGACUAGAAACUUGCCCAUAGGACUGUUACAAAGAAACAGUAAUGGAACUUUGGCGUAGAGUCCUAGAUUUUCAUAUCUUACAGAAAUGUAUGCAAACAAGUAACUGCUGCUGUGUUAGCAGAAAAAGAACAUGCAUAAAUCUAUCUAUGAAAAGAAGCAAUAUAAUUUGCACAUAUUUGUGAGGUUGAGUAUUAUGUCUGCUAAAAUGAACCAAACAUGGAUAUUUUAUGAUAGGCUACUUUAAUUUCCAUUUUGAAAAUAGUUUAUCAAAACCAUUUACAAAUGUAGUCAGUUAUAAACAGAUGGAGUAGCAUGUUGUACGUAACAUAUUUCUUUUUUUAAACAAUUCACUGAGCAGUAAUACAAAUGUCAUUAUUCCAAUGGUACUCUCGAAGCAACCAUAUUAGAUGAGCUCUCUUAGAUUACGUGUGCUCGACUGGAGCUGCUGAUCCAGACCUCUGGAUUCCUGCUGUGACCUGCAUGUCGUCACAGUUUCUGUGCUGUCAUUUUAUAUAGGCUGUCAUAUGUGUGUGUUUUGUGUUUUUGUUGUCAUUCCCUCAGUCUCUGGUAACACAUGGUCCGUCUUGACUCUGUCCCUGACACUGACUGUUGAGUGUUUAGACUGUAAUCAACCCUACACAAAGAUAAAUCAUUCUUGGUUUCUUUGUUUCUCUCUCUCCUGUCUGUGUUCCAUUGCUGUUUAACCUAGGUUUGUCUCCCUGUUGUGUUUUUCUUUUUGUUUUUUCUAGAUCUCUUCCUGUUUGCCCUAGCAUGUUGAUGUGGCCUCACAGUUCAUCGUCCAGUCCUUGUGUUUCCUGCUCUUCUCUGAUGCUUCAAAUUUCACCUUUGACAUGUUUGACAUUGAUUUCCAGGAGGUUUAGUUUUUUUGGUUUCCUAUGUCCUCUGUGUUGUCAACAGGGGCACUAGAAAGACUGCCACUGAAUAUGUUUCAAAGUUACAUUAGUUAUUAAAAGCAAAUAAGAGAAUCUAUUUUUCUAGAAGUGACUGAUAUACCACUAGACUUUUUUUCAAAAUCUGUUUGACAUGAGUCUGAGCUUUAACUUUGUUUUAAUAUUUGUUGUUAUUGAGCAGUCCUCCCAGUGCCCCCUCCUGUGUGUGUGUGUGUGUGUGUGUGUGUGUGUGUGUGUGUGUGUGUGUGUGUGUGUGUGUGUGUGUGUGUGUGUGUGUGUGUGUGUGUGUGUGUGUGUGUGUGUGUGUGUGUGUGUGUGUGUGUGUGUGUGUGUGUGUGUGACAGCAGCUUCUUUUUCCAGACGAUUUGCGUGAGUUCGUCUUUGGGAGUUCCCAUUUGAGAAAUGCUUUGAGGAGGUAACAUUAAUGUGAGUGUAAAAACAAUAAAAUAAAGUUUUUAAGUUUGAGCUUGUCCACUCACCACUGCAAGCACAUGAUGCAUUUCUGCUCUUUCUUUUGUGGAGAAUCAGACAUCAAAUCCACAGCGGAGACACUUUUGUCACGAUACAUUUAGUAUUCAUGUUUUUUAUAUAUAUAUAUAAUAAUCUGCAAUGAAAUUCUUGGUAAAAUGUGAUCUAGUUUGUGUUAACUUCAAAAUUAUGAAUAAACUGGUGCCAAAUGUUUCGCACAAUCACUA
Messenger RNA from Pleuronectes platessa (European plaice), 6591 nucleotides. It is a transcript of the gene celf1, whose product is annotated as cugbp, Elav-like family member 1. NCBI's taxonomy places the organism in Eukaryota, Metazoa, Chordata, Actinopteri, Pleuronectiformes, Pleuronectidae. Gene Ontology annotation, biological process: mRNA splice site recognition; regulation of alternative mRNA splicing, via spliceosome. The transcript has 14 exons. The coding region runs from base 221 to 1813 and encodes 530 amino acids. The record is from RefSeq and is a predicted model, not a curated record. Gene Ontology annotation, molecular function: mRNA 3'-UTR binding. Gene Ontology annotation, cellular component: nucleus; ribonucleoprotein complex; cytoplasm.